Messenger RNA from Rhinichthys klamathensis goyatoka, 2157 nucleotides. RefSeq names its product MPL proto-oncogene, thrombopoietin receptor (gene mpl). Gene Ontology annotation, biological process: positive regulation of cell population proliferation; hemopoiesis; cytokine-mediated signaling pathway. Gene Ontology annotation, molecular function: protein binding; cytokine receptor activity. Lineage: Eukaryota; Metazoa; Chordata; Actinopteri; Cypriniformes; Leuciscidae. Gene Ontology annotation, cellular component: external side of plasma membrane. The record is from RefSeq and is a predicted model, not a curated record. Bases 261 to 2108 code for a protein of 615 amino acids. The transcript is spliced from 12 exons.
AAUAUAAAAACAUUAAGAUAGCAUAGAGUUAUCUUGAAAGUGUUGUUCCAGCGCUUGAGUAUAUAUCUACGUGUGAAGGAGGCACUUUGUCAGUCCGGGUGCCUGCCUCAAUCCUCAGUCCAACCACUUCCUAUUGCAUUGGGCCCUGUCAGAUGACCACCUACCAACCUCCCCGCCCUCUCCUUUAAACAUUAAGUACUAAACACAAACAUAUCUAGACCCUUUUAAAAAGUGUUGUGUAUGGACCCCCUGUGUACAUAAUGGAUCUGGUGCUCACAUGGUGGAUUCUCCUUUCCUGUCUGAUCAAACAGGUGCAUUUAGAGUCUCACCUAUCAAAGCAAGAGUUUGCUAUCUUGGCCAUGGAUAAGAACCCAAAAUGUUUCACCAGGGAUCGAGAUGACUUCACUUGUUUUUGGGAAGCACCUGUUGGAAAGUCCUAUUAUUUUCUCUACAUAAUUAAUCAAAAAGAAAAAAGAUGUGAUGUGAAACAACAAAUUUAUGAGGAGAAGGACCUGUAUGUUUGCACAUUCCCAUCGAGUGGUGUCUUUUUGUUUAUCGACACACAACUCAUAGUGAUAGACAGAGACACCAACACAACCGUCUACAAUCGCACUGUCAAUGUGGAGAAUCAGCAUCUACUGUAUCCUCCAUCAAAUAUAUCCCUUCAUCUAACUGGCGAGGUGGGCCAAUUGUUAGUUAAAUGGAAAAAACCACUGAGGUCACAGUAUGAAAUUCGUUACAGCUCCAAACACACGUCAAGUACAGUUAGACAGGUUCCAAAACAUCCCCAUAAGUUAGUCUCUCUGAUCGCAGGAGAAAACUGCACAGUGCAAGUGAGAGCGAAGCCUAGGGCUUCAAACAUGUUUUGGAGUGAUUGGUCAAGUCCUGUAACAGCAAUGGUGCCACAAACAGCAGGUGACAUAGAAUUGAGGUGCCACACUCCUGAUCUGAGUCAAGCAUUAUGCAAAUGGAGAGGAGAAUUAUAUGAUGACGGCAGAUACAGCUUCCACUACAGGCAAAUGAACAGAAGUUCAUGGGACAUUUGGAAGUUGUGUUCCAAAGACAACAACACCGUCCACCAGUGUGUCCUGAAUGGCCAGGAAUCCAGUGUCUAUCAGUUUUACCUCAGUGCUGGACUGGAACCAUAUGGUCGGACUUUUUAUGAAGAGACUUUCAGAAUGAACAGCAGCAUCAAGACGAGGCCUCCGGGUGGUCUGAAAGCAAAGCCUGAGGAAAGAAGGCUUUGUUUGACAUGGGAUCCACCCUUUUUGAAGAUCUCCCAGUAUCUUAAGUACCAGAUCCGCUAUCAGCGUAAAGGAGACAGUGAGUGGAAGGAUUUUACAGCACUCAGUUCAAAGACCAGCACUUGUCUGGAUGUGCACCGAGGGAGCCAAUACACCAUCCAGGUCCGAGCCCAACCCAAUGGAUCUGUGUACAGCGGAGACUGGAGUGACUGGUCAAAACCUCUCACUGUCCUCUUACCUUUAGACAAAGAGUGGAUCUUUAUUGUUUGUAUACCAGUGGCUCUGCUCAUCAUUGCUUCUGCAAUGAUCUCUUUCUUCUCCAGAUACUUCCGUAAGGUCAAGAAGUCCUUGUGGCCAUCAGUCCCAAACCUUAACAAGGUGCUGGAAAGCUUCCUGGAUGAUAUCAGUGGAUCACAUUGGGAGCCAACCUUCAACAUUAAGCAAUGUGAUGAUGACACUGCUACAUCAGUGGUGGAGAUUCUACCCGAGAGGGAAGCUACAGUCAAACCCUGUAGGAAGUCUACCUGUCUUUCACCAUCUGAGCGUGGCUUCCUAUCUGGUGAAAAAAAUGGGGAGAAUUGCAGAGAGGAUUUGGAGAUGGCUCAAGAUUAUGUGAUUUUGAACAACGAUAAAAUUCCAUGCUUUACAGGGAAUGACUAUGUGUACAGGGAUGUUGCUUUAUCUCAUGUGACUAAUGAAAAACUACACUCCUGCCCAAGUACCUGUUCUACCACCUUCCCAGAAUGCUCCACAAAUAUCCUCAACCAUUCCUAUCUCCUUCUGGCAGAACAGUCUGACCUUGAAGAGUAUCACUCAGUCAGUCGCCAGUACACCAAUAUGGAGAUCACGGCAAGUGUAGAGUGAGGGUUUAAUCUUUGAUAAAUGAAACUCACGAAAAUGUAUAUAUAAGAGU